Messenger RNA from Lactuca sativa (garden lettuce), 1330 nucleotides. RefSeq lists its product as uncharacterized. NCBI's taxonomy places the organism in Eukaryota, Viridiplantae, Streptophyta, Magnoliopsida, Asterales, Asteraceae. The record is from RefSeq and is a predicted model, not a curated record. Gene Ontology annotation, molecular function: protein binding.
GCACAAACCCCAAAGCAUUCGUUCGGUUCAUCGCUGUUUCCCUUUGUUUUCGAAAGAGACUCUCUGUUUCCUUUAUCACGCAAAUCGGAGUUCAUUUGAUUGGAAAACGUCACUUAGGAGUGCCUACGACAAAGAGACUGAGUAGAAACCUUAAUCAUGAGUUAUGAUGAUGCAUCUAGCAGUAUGACUAUCAAAACUGAUGAUGUGGGACCUUGGUCAUAUCUCAACCAUGAUGUGCUUUUGUUAGUUAUGAUGAAACUGGGAGUUGUUGAUUUUGUUGCAUUCAGUGGAGUUUGCAAGUUAUGGAGACCAGUAGCACUCGGUAACUGGAAAAGAUUUAUGGUUUCCAAACCACCAAUGCUGAUGAAUAUCUCUGAUAGUAUUAAUAAGGAUUGGCAAUGCUGCCUAGAGGACCAUGAAAGAAGAAAGUUCAAAACCACACUAACGCAUUCUGCUGGAAUGUGUUAUCUUGGAUUAAGUUGUGGUUAUUUGGUCUUGAUCAGGGAGGAAACCAAGGACUUUUGGCUUGUGAAUCUUAUCACUAGACAUGAGCUUCAUUUCCCUCCUGCCCCUUGGGUGUGUUCUUCUGAACCAGUCGGCUCGUUUAUCCUUGUAUUUUCACCUUCAAUAUCUAAAUUGGUGUUUGUUAUGUUAGUCAAGAAGCAAAUAUGGUUUUCUAUAGCGGAUGAGGGAACAUGGAAUCGUGUCUCAACUUUCGACUUAAAGUUUUAUAAGGAUUUACAUGCUUUUAACGGGAAGAUAUAUACUUUACACUCUCAUAAUAAUCAUUUAUGUGAACUAACACUCAAUCCUGAGCCCAAAGUGACGUUACUGAAAACCAAGCAUUUUGUGUUAGAUAAGGUUCUAUUUUUCCCGCAGCUUGGCCUGGGAAAUUGUGGUGAAAACCUUUAUAUGAUGGAUUGCUCAAUAUAUGAUGAUGUGAUCAAUGUUUAUAAACUAGACUUUGGUGAAAUGGAAUGGGUGCCUUUUCAAGAUACAGGAGAGGAACAUGGUUUCUUUGUGGGCUACGUUUUUGAUCAUGUUGCUGCUGUAAAACCAGAGUUGUGGGCUGACCCUUGGUCACACUACCCAAGAUAUGAUGUUGGUAAUGGAGGUGGAAAUGGCAGAUAUUUUCCUUAUAGUGGGGGGUGGUAUUUCCCGCAUGAAUGUUUGAAUGCUAAUCUCUUAGAUGAAUCAUCAUGACUUUUUACCACUCUUAUUUUUCAAUAUGUUGAGAACAGUUGUUGAUGAAUUUGGUUUUUGCAAUUUAUGUUUUUGUUAUCAAGUGCACAUUCAUGUGGCUAAUGCAUCUGGUUUAAUUCAUAUCAAA